Molecule: messenger RNA, 2423 nt
Organism: Lacerta agilis (Sand lizard)
Lineage: Eukaryota; Metazoa; Chordata; Lepidosauria; Squamata; Lacertidae
Gene: CLN6
Product: CLN6 transmembrane ER protein
Exons: 8
Coding region: 111-1040 (309 amino acids)
Source: RefSeq, a predicted model, not a curated record
CCUCCUCCUUUCCCGGGCGAGCAUGGAGAGCCGCGGCGGAGAGGAAGGCUCCCUAGCUCAGGGGCGCCCGCAGGAGACGCGCUAGGCCAGGCAGCCCCAGCGCCCUCCCCAUGUCGGGCGUGCGGAGGAGGCAGGCGGCCGCGGGGCUCUCGCCGUCGGGCAGGCAUGGAAUGUCUCAAGAGGAAGACGCCUGCAGGAAUCCCCGGUUUCAUUUCGACUUGUGGUUUUAUUUCACUCUGCAGAACUGGGUGCUGGAUUUUGGGCGCCCCAUUGCCAUGAUCGUGCUUCCAUUGGAAUGGUUUCCCCUGAACAAGCCAAGUGCUGGAGAUUAUUUUCACAUGGCUUACAAUGUCAUAACACCCUUCAUUCUUCUGAAGCUCAUCGAAAGGUCCCCCAAGACUCUCCCACGGUCCAUGGUGUACAUCUGCAUCAUCAUCUUUGUCAUGGGAGCCAGCAUCCACCUGGUGGGGGACUCUGUCAACCACCGGCUGAUCUUCAGCGGCUACCAGCUCCACCUGUCCGUCCGGGAAAACCCCAUCAUCAAAAACCUCAAGCCGGAGACUCUGAUUGAUUCAUUUGAACUGCUGUAUUAUUAUGAUGAAUAUCUGGGCCAUUCAAUGUGGUACAUCCCUUUCUUCCUUAUCCUGUGCAUCUAUUUUUCUGGCUGCUUUAUCCCCAUUAAAGAAGAACAGCAGAGGAUACCUGUGUCUGCUUUACUCCUCAUUGGGCCCAGCAGCCUCUAUUACUGGUACCUUGUCACGGAAGGGCAGAUCUUCAUCCUCUUCAUCUUCACCUUCUUUGCUCUGAUGGCUCUGGUGAUGCACCAGAAGCGGAAAGGCUUGCUCAUGGACAGCAACGGACGCUUCCUUUUCUACUCCUUCAUCAUCACACUGGUAUUGAUCGCCCUGUGGGUUGGCUGGCUCUGGAACGACAAGAUCCUCAGGAAGAAAUACCCCGGCGUCAUCUACAUUCCGGAACCAUGGGCUUUUUACACCUUGCACAUGAGUAACCUGCACUCUGCAAAGGGGGAGAGCAUUUAACUGCUCUGUUGCAAGCACCAUUGAAGAGGACAUGAUGUGUGCAGUGGAUCGGGCCCACAGUACAGAGCAAGAGAAGUUCCUUUCUCACCCCACCCAAAAAAAAAAUUCAAUGGCUAAUCCUAACGUAGCUCAGAUAAAGUGCUGCAUUGUGGUUCUAUGCAGGUUUACAUGGAAACAAGCUCCACUGAGUUCAUUGGGGCCUACUCGCAAAUAAAGCCAGGCCUACUCAGAAAUAAAUGCUAUUGAAUUCAGUGAGGCUUCAUGCCCGCAUAAAUUGGAUUAGGGUUGCAGCCUAUUUCUGUUUAGGAUCACAGCCUUAGUCUGUAAUAAGGGCAUGUGUGGGUUGUACAGAGAAUUAUUUACACCCAUUGGGACCCACCAUUGAACCUGAAAUAUUUGUCUGCUUGAGCUCUAGAUUUCUGAGUGUUCUUCAUCCUUCUAGUUCCUAUGGCUGAUAAGGUAACCUUGUAAACACGUCAGCAGAGUCUGUGAGGAUCUCAGAAGCCAGAGAGGAUCAUCUCCAGCAGGCCUCCCAUGGUCAGAGCAGGUUCAGUGCUAUGCAUACCCACUUGUUCCCUGUUUUCCUUCCUGUGUCCCACAGAAUAAACUAUGCAAAAGAGAAGUGAAUCUGCUUCUUUCGUACAGUCUAGCUUAGUUCUCGCUGCCUUUUUCUUAAAGCCCAGGGUUUGGAGAGCCCACCAAUGUCUGCUUUUGGUUUUGAGAGCAGCUGCUGCUGAAAAUUUCAGUGGGAGUUGCUUUUUUGUUUUUGUUUUCUUCAUUUUAAUGGAUUUUGAAAUGCCCUCUGAUCAUUUUGAAGGAGGAAGAAUACUGUUGAUCCCACUGGGGACCCCACUUCUUAAAUCACUCCACAGGGCCCUGCAGGGCUCACCAUCUGAAGCAGCUGGAGGGCACCAGGUUGGGGAAGGCUGUAGAAGAGGCAGAUGCGUGCACGCGCACACACAGCCAUGUUCAGAACCUGAUCCUAAAGCAGAACCUCAAGAAUGGCCACUGAGGCAUACUGCACAGCUCUCAUCACGGUCUCAUCAGGAAGGCUAAAUUUUUGCCACUUGUCGAAAUGGAUCCUUCUUCCUUGCCGCAUGCCCUCUUUGUUCCACUGUCCGUUGUCCUCUCUAUGCUUUUCCUCCCCUUUGAUACUCAGGUAGAAAAUUUUUAAUUCUAAGGGAGGUGCACGGUUAUUUCUUCGAAACUUUUUAAGGACUUGUUGAGUAGAACUUUCCUUUGUAACCUCAAAUUCCUGGACCGAACCUUCAUUGACUGUUCACCUUCCAUGACUUUGCCUUGUGUACAUUUAUCCUGAGUGUGAUCCAAACUAAGUGGAUGUAAAAGAGUUCGUUGGCAGAGAAAUAAAAGUUUGCUAAAGUC